This is a messenger RNA of Mercenaria mercenaria, 3874 nucleotides long. RefSeq lists its product as uncharacterized. NCBI's taxonomy places the organism in Eukaryota, Metazoa, Mollusca, Bivalvia, Venerida, Veneridae. The coding region runs from base 182 to 2503 and encodes 773 amino acids. The transcript is spliced from 2 exons. Gene Ontology annotation, molecular function: protein binding. The record is from RefSeq and is a predicted model, not a curated record.
UAUAUUAUCGGCUUAUUUCAUUUUUACAUUAUUUACAUGGAGAUAAAACGCAAGUUUUUAAACAUUGAGUGUUAUCAGGACUCUAAAGAAGAAAUUUGUUAAAUAGACGUUUAUUUAUUUUAACGUUAAUAUAGACGCUGAGGAAUUUAUCUAAGUAACUAAUAACAGAAUGACAGUUUGAAUGAACACUAUGGAAGCAUUCCAGGCAACUCUUAAGAAGCAUCGUUCAAGUUUUGAAGUUUUAGAAAACCUCCCAGUUAAUAAGGAAGAUAUUAGAAAAAUAAAAGACAAACUUCUAAAAGAGCUUAAGUCUGAAGAAUAUAACACAGACAUAGAAUAUCAUAGAACAAAGAAUUUGAUUUCUUUCUUGUGUUUUGUUCUCAAAGACUUUCAAGAAGCAGAUAAAUACGCCAAAGAAGUAUUGGAAAGCAACGCCGACAACAUAGUUGCUCUCUCAAAUAAAGUAUGGUUCUCCAUAAGAAAUUGCAGCAUGAACCAGCAGUGUAAAGAUAACUUAAAGAAACUGCAAUCACUAAAGAAGAAUAACAUUGCAUGUUUAGUCGCCAAAGCUGAUAUAGCGUUUACGUACUCACGCAUUGGUAUUAAAGGAUACGACAAAGCUAAACGCUUGUAUAAGGACAUCAUUGAUGAGUGCGAUGGAAUUACUGGAAAUGAAACAAAAGUGGACCGCAAACUUUCAACUGAUUACUUCUCUGUUUGGAUGUUUGGUUAUGCGCUUGUCGAGAAAAGAAUGUUAAAUCUUAGUAAUUCAUUUAAUGAGGAUGAACUUGACCUUUCUCUAGACAACUAUCGGCGUGUGAUAAAACUUUACUGUCGUAUUAUUAGUCUAAGACAAAAAGAUUCCAGCAUAUGUGUCAAAAGAUUCCAGGCUAGGUCAUAUGCUGAUGUGGGUUUACUUGUUUACAACGUAAGGAAGACUUCACCACGUGCCGUACUGGAAAUACAUUUAGAUAACGCAGAUCUUCCAAAACAACCAGAAGAAUACAUCAGAACUGCUUUGGAUAUUUUCCCAAAUGAUAUCUACGUUCUUGAAAAGAGUGGGCAAUAUUAUAGAUAUGCUCGAAACAAUGCACUUUCGAUAAAAUACCUGACAAAAGCAGUUGAAACUAAAGGCACCUCUCAUGCGCAUCAUCAUCUUGCCCUAUCUUUAAAGCGGAAACUUGACAUUGAUGUAGGAAAUAUUGUUUAUGAACCAAUGGAGGGACAGGGGAAAAGAUCAGCAAGGAAAAUGUUGCCUGUAAAGUCACCACUUUAUCUUAAAUCUAUCGAUUAUACGGAGAAUAAAGAUGUAGCUGACAUGAUACUUCAGUACUUAGAUAAGUCAGUUGAAAUAGCAUUUAACACAGGAGCAAUGUAUGACAAAGGCUUAUUUUACAGGCAGCUUGGGAUGACUGGAAAAGCCCUUGAAUCAUUUGAAUAUAUAAUAAAAAAUGAAGAUGAACAUUCUUCGCGCAUGUACUUAGCUAAUGCUUAUGAACAGGCGGGCAUUUGUCUCCGCGAUAUGUUUAGAAAAAGGGUUAGAAGUGAUCUACGGAAAGACAUAGAACAAAAGAUGAAGAUGUAUUUGAAAAGUUCAAUAGAAAUUUCAUGUAGCUUUGUUGCAAACGUUCCAGCGCUAAAAAGUUGCUGGAAAUCCGCCUCAACAUUGGAAUCAAUCAUUGAAGAUAAAGAAGAUCUUCUUUUUCUGCAUGAAAAAAUGGACAGACACCAAGAGGCACUUGAAGUACUCAAAGAAUUAGAAGAAUUAGCACAGACUCAGGAUGAAUACGAUAAAAUAUUGAAAGAAAAAGUGAAUAAGUACAACACUUUAGGUUUGUACGAUGAUGCAGUCAUAGCUCUUAGCACGAUGCCAAAUGUGCUUGAUACAAUAGGUGAAGAAAUGUGCCUGCAAAUUUAUGUUAAAGCAGGAAUAGAUGCUUUGAAAAAGGGAUAUGACAGGACAGCACGAUAUCGUGUUCAGAGGGCCCUUGAAAUAAGAAAUAGAAAAAAGACAAAUGAAGCCAAUGCAAAGCCAAACGUUGCAUCAGUUGAAGAAAGAUAUGACGUUUUCAUAUUAUGUAAUACCGAAGACGAAGAGAAUGGUAAGAAACUGAUGGAUAUCAUGAUUCGAACGGGUGUGCGAACAACACUCAACACAGAUAGACUACUUCCGGGAACUUCUAUGACUUUGGGUAUGACACAAGAAAUGAAAAAGGCGAAUCAUUUUAUAAUUAUAUUUGAUUUUGACGCUGAUGAUAGAAGAGUAGCAAACCGUAUAACGCACUUAAUGGAACGGCUACAAUCAAUUGUUGAAGCUAGAGAACCAGGAUCAAGUUCUAUAAUAGUUAUAAAAGCAAUAACGUGUGAUAUGGUCCCUGACAUAUUUCUUGGUUACAAAACAAUCAACAUGGAACUUCAUACUGUCCCUGAGGACUUCACAAAGAAUGAAAAUGCUUGUAAAAGUGUGAAAGAAUUAAUAAUAGCCAUUUUGUCAAGUUCCUGAACUUUGAUGGAUUUAGAAAAAAACAUCCAGUUUAGAAGUACGUCAAUCAGGAGAGUUUAAACCGGCAGUUUGUUAACAAAUAAAAACACUAUUACGAAAAUAAACCGAAACAAGAAAGCAUUUUAAAAGCCUUUAUCUUAAGUUUCACAGAACAUUUGACUGACUUGAAGCCUAACAUUGAUCUAUAUAGCUUAUUAUAUACACAUCUGAUUCUUUAAGACAUAAUUAUGUUGUCGUUUCCACGUAAAUCAUAUUCCAGUUUUCAUUGAUUUCAUUGCGUUCUGUGUUUCCGAAGGGUCUUUACACAGAUUUAAUUAUAUAUCACAAUUUAAAUUUUCAAGUGCCGUGUGGCGGCUGCAAAAAUUCUCCCGGUACUUGUACUCCGUGUUGUUAUAUUUUCUAGGCCUUAGGGAUGGUGGAAAACACUUAAUUGUACGUUAAUAAUUGAAUACCAUCUAUACCGGUGCUAGGGUACCUGAGAGGUGUUGUACUUUUCAUUACCCUCUAAAAACAGCCUCAAUAAAACGAGCAUGCUAUUAUGUUUCUUGGGUUCGUUUAAUGCUUCCACAGGACCUUUACACAGAUUUAUUAAAGAAAAACGUCUGCACAAUUGUUGUAAAUUAUAAAGGAUAUUUAAUUUAUAUCUUUCCUAAAUUUCUUCAUAAUUUGUGAAAAGAAUCUGUUUGACACAUAAUUAUACAUAUUUUCAAAUCAUGCAAGAAUAUCGAUAUCGAGGAAAUUUUAGUUUUUAUAUAUACGAGUGGUUUAAGUUGUCAUAAUCUUCAAGUUUUAAACGUUUUUAUUUUAAAUUUAUCAACACAAGUAUAUUGAAAGAAAUGACAAGCGUACAGGUAUACGAUGUAGGAUAACUGAUAUCACUUCGAAAUGGCACACUAUAAAAGGUAUAAGUUGAUAAAUAUGUUUUAUUUAUCAAGUUGGAAAAUAACUUGAUUAAAAUCUUUCAUGCUGUUAACGUUUGUUUGCUAGCGGUCGUAUGCAGUUCUUUAUGAAAUACAUUUGAUUAUAUAAUGUUCUAAUUCAGAUUGAAGUGACAUAUUUAGACAUAUAAGACAAGCAAGUUUGACAAACGUUUGGCAGAUAUAUUAAGAGACAAUAAAUUAUUAUUACAUUAACUAUUGUAGUUGUUAAACGUACGUCAUAUUAUCAUCAAUUACACGAACUAUAGACAGAGAACCUCCAAUUUUUAAAGAUAGAAACACAUACUGGGUGCCUACCAGUCACCGGACAGGAAUAUAUACCGGACAAACGUAAUUACGGUUUAAUUUCGAUUAUAUCGCUGUAAUCGACUAAUCAGAAACAUAAAGCAAUUUGUUUUGACCGUCAUAUAUCAGCAUUGACCUGACAAUAACG